Messenger RNA from Halteromyces radiatus, 1620 nucleotides. RefSeq names its product Zinc/iron permease. Gene Ontology annotation, molecular function: zinc ion transmembrane transporter activity. Gene Ontology annotation, cellular component: membrane. Gene Ontology annotation, biological process: zinc ion transmembrane transport. Bases 91 to 1365 code for a protein of 424 amino acids. Lineage: Eukaryota; Fungi; Mucoromycota; Mucoromycetes; Mucorales; Cunninghamellaceae. The record is from RefSeq and is a predicted model, not a curated record. The transcript has 4 exons.
UUUUUUUUUUUUGAUACACGUUUUUAUUUCCUUUUUCCAUUUUAUAUACAACACUUCUUUAUAUAUAUAUUUACAUAUACACUAAUUGUAAUGACAUUAGAAAUUAGUCAAAGUACUCUGACUGGUUGGAUCUUGGUAUUUAUCUCUACUACCGCUUGUGUUUUAGGUGCAUCUAUUGUUUUUAUAGAUAGAAUAUGGCAUAGACGUCAAGGAUCUAUAUUAUCAAGUAGAACAUUUCUUGCUUCAUCCAUGGCGCUGGCGUCUGGUGUUCUAUUAGUAUCUUCUCUCACUAUUUUAUUACCAGAAUCACAAGUUCGUUUGAAUUCAACUUCCAAAGCCUAUAGUUGUUUUCUUGGUGGUGCUAUGUUUACUCUUGUAUUAUCUCGUAUUAUACAUUGGUGUACUCCCGAUGCUAUUCAUGCUUGUGGUUCUCAAUCUCCAACUAACAUUGACGAUGAUCUUAGUGGAACCUUGUCAACUUCUACUUCUUCCUCUUCUUCUUCUUCUUCUCCCACAAUGGUACCUCGUAUCAAUCACCAAAAUACUCCCACUGUCCAUCAUAACAAUAUUACACCAAAGUCAUUAUCACUCACCAAAACUAAACCCAUUCGAGUUGAAGAACAGGAACAGCAAACUUUGAUUUUGCCGGAAAACUCACCGACCUUGAAUUAUGGAUCAACUGUACUUCAUGAUGCUCAUUUUCGAUUCCAUGAACAUAACAAUCCCAAUAUGACUCAUAGCCUUGAAGAACAACAGCAGCAUCAUUCAAAUGAGAAUCAAAAACAUCUUCAUCAUCACCAUGUUAACAACCACAGCCAUACUCACCAUCAUCAUAAAGUUCAUAAUGUACAUGACAAUGAUGACAAUGAUAAUCUCGACUUUGAACAAGAGAAACAACAGUUUUGGAGCAUUGGGAUUCAAACAGCAGUGGCCAUCUGUGUACACAAAUUUCCAGAGGGGCUGAUCAUGUUUAUAUCAAGUCAAGCAUCAUCAUCCCUAGGUGUAAGUGUGGCGGCCGCCAUGUCGAUUCACAAUCUGACCGAAGGGUUUAUGAUGGCGUUACCAAUUUAUUAUGCAACCGGAUCUAGACCAACAGCUUUUUUGUGUGCAUCUUUGAUGGGUGGAUUAUCUCAACCUAUAGGGGCAUUGAUUGGUUUAUUGGCUUUUAGAUCCGUGACAAAAGAUCAAGAAGAUAUGUUAUUCGGUGUUACUUUUGGCAUCAUCAGUGGCAUGAUGACUUUUAUUACUGUUCAGAGUAUGUUGCCUCAAGCAAUCAAGGUCGAUACUCAUCAAAGUCAUGUGGUUAUCUUCUUCUUCCUUGGUGUCUUUUUAGUUGGACUUACCUCUCUUCUCAAGACAAUUUAAUUUUAUUCCCCAUAGUUUAUUAGUCUAUUAUAUAUCCAACAUGUUUCCCAUGUAUAUCUUUCGUCUUUUAUUAUUGUAUUUCACACAUACAUAAUAGAUAUAUUAUAGUGAAUCCUAUUUACCUAGCCUAUUCUCUUUUAUAUAUAUAUAUAUCCUAUUCGUAUUAUAUUAUCUUUAUACCUCUUUUCUUCCUUUGUUAUUUGAUAUGUUUGAAGAGUAGAUUUUAUGUCAAUAAAUCCAUUAAAUCCAAAAAAA